Messenger RNA from Prunus persica (peach), 2308 nucleotides. RefSeq names its product dirigent protein 22. The record is from RefSeq and is a predicted model, not a curated record. The coding region runs from base 1582 to 2115 and encodes 177 amino acids. Lineage: Eukaryota; Viridiplantae; Streptophyta; Magnoliopsida; Rosales; Rosaceae. The transcript has a single exon.
GCGUGUAUGAGCACUUAGGGGGCGUGUAUUCAAUUGGGAUUUUAAGUUCACUUCAUCAAUUAAUUUAUGGGCCCUUCAUUUAUACAUGCUUGCGUUGAAUGAACAAUGCAUCUGUGACUGACUACCUGUUAAAUUAUGUAUAAGAACUUGAAAGUUGACUAUGAUGCAAGUGGCAGAUUCAUGAUUCAAAAGUCAGGUAGGCGAAAUUUAAUUUAAAAACUCGACGGUACGAGUGAAUUUCAUUCAUAAAAAUAAAAAGAUACACCUAAUUGGGGAGGACGUAAUGAGCUUUACCCUCAAAUAUGCAUCUCUAUACAAAUAAAAGCUUAACAAAAAAAACUAAAAAAAUAAAUUAAUGCAAUGCAACACAAAACUAAAUUAUUUAAAUCUAAAACUAAAUUAAACUAUUAAAAAACUUAAGAUCCAUACAUUUAUUUUAGGAAAAAGCUAAUAGAAGAAGAUAACUAAAGAGGAGAGAAGAAGAAGAAUACUUGUUGGCCUUAGAUAUGAGAAGAUGCUGCCAAGAGAGAAUGUCUAGACUCAAGAAGAAGCUGCAAAGGAAAAUGAUUUGGGACCAUCUGGAAUUGGCUGCUUACUUAUAUUUCUCAAAUAUGCAUCUCUAUACAAAUAAAAGCUUAACAAAAAAAACUAAAAAAACAAAUUAAUGCAAUGCAACACAAAACUAAAUUAUUUAAACCUAAAACUAAAUUAAACUAUUAAAAAACUUAAGAUCCAUACAUUUAUUUUAGGAAAAAGCCAAUAGAAGAAGAUAAUUAAAGAGGAGAAAAGAAGAAGAAUACUUGUUGGCCUUAGAUAUGAGAAGAUGCUGCCAAGAGAGAAUGUCUAGACUCAAGAAGAGGUUGCAAAGGAAAAUGAUUUGGGACCAUCUGGAAUUGGCUGCUUACUUAUAUUUCUCAAAUAUGCAUCUCUAUACAAAUAAAAGCUUAACAAAAAAAACUAAAAAAACAAAUUAAUGCAAUGCAACACAAAACUAAAUUAUUUAAACCUAAAACUAAAUUAAACUAUUAAAAAACUUAAGAUCCAUACAUUUAUUUUAGGAAAAAGCCAAUAGAAGAAGAUAAUUAAAGAGGAGAAAAGAAGAAGAAUACUUGUUGGCCUUAGAUAUGAGAAGAUGCUGCCAAGAGAGAAUGUCUAGACUCAAGAAGAGGUUGCAAAGAAAAAUGAUUUGAUACCAUCGGGAAUUGGCUGCUUACUUAUAUUGCUUUCCUUUUUUUUGCUUUUUUUUUUUUUUUUUCUUUUUGAAGUUUGACUGGGCCAUAUAACAGAUUUUUCUUUUUAUCAGGCAUGAGUUCACACCAUCACAUUGGUUGGGUACGAAUGACUUUGCUUACACCUAGGUUUAUUUUUGGAAAAAAUUUGGGGUAGGCAGACAGCCAUAUGGGACUCAAUUUGUCAAUUAAAAGUUAUGCGGGUUAAUCAGGCACCUACUUUUUUCUCUUUGAUCACAUUAUAAAUAGAAGCCAUAACCCCGACUGAGAAACUCACAAAGCAGUUCAUCUUACAAGCUCUUCAUCUCCCUAGCCUACUUCUUGGUUGCCCAACUAGCUGCCAUAUCCACCAAUGGCAUCAAACUUCAUACCAAAGCUACUAUUAGUUCUAGCCUUUGCUGCUUUUUCAGCCGGAGCUAGAAGAAGUGAGCUCGAACUCAAAGAAACCCAUCUGUCCUUGUUCUUCCAUGACAUAGCUUCUGGUCCAAAUUUCACACUAAUUCCAGUUGCCGGUAUCGCGGGCAAGCUCUGGACCUUCGAUCAGUUUGGAACAGCUUUUGUGACGGACGAUCCUCUAACCGAGACCCCUGAUCGAAACGCACCCAUAGUUGGGAGAGGCCAAGGCAUUUAUGUGACGUCAGGGCUGGAUGGACGUAACACCCAUGUCUUGAUAUCCAUUGUGUUCACCAACAAGAAGUACAAUGGCAGCACACUGGAGAUACAAGGAACCAGCAAGCAGUUCGAGAAAGUCAGAGAGGUUUCAGUGGUGUCCGGUACCGGACAGUUUCGGUUAGCCAGGGGAUAUGCGACGUUCGAGACGUAUCUUUGGGAUCCAGCAACUUUCUACUCCGUGGAGAGGUGCAACGUUACAGUGCAACACUACUAGAAGAUUAUGUUUGUUUGUAGGUUUAGAAAAUGGGGUAAAUAAUCAACAAAUAUGGAGCUGUUCAUGUUUGUAUGGAUGCUCUGGUGGUGAUUUAUAAUUUGCAGAUUGUAGGUCUCUGACUCUUUGUUUACCUGUAAUCCCCCCACAUGAAUUUGGAUUCGAAUAAAAUUGCUUCAACUUGUGUUUUUUCCUG